UUUAUCAAGCAGGGCACCCAGAAUCGUGAGGAGAGGAAUAAAAAUCACCUUAUUCACCUAAUUCUUUACCAUUAAUGGCUUUGAGUUAUUGGAGCAAUACACAAGGAACUUAAGGUUCGGCUUCUUGGGAGAAAAGCGCAAUGGAUUAACAUUAUUUUGUAAAAAGAGUGGGAACGGACAAAUAUUUUUUCUGCGAGGUAGUUGGACCGAAUUAUGAUGGGCUGGUGACUGAAGUCAUUCUCUUUCCUGACUUCGGUUCUCUGUUUUGGGGGAUAUUUGCCGUCUGCAGUGUUUCCCUCUAAAAAACACGAACAUGGUACAGAAAGGACGCGAAUGAGAGGGAAUGGUUUCCGGAGAUUACGCUUUAAGGAUAUAGACCCGAGGCUGAACAGGAUUUGAUUCUUCUGCGGAAGAACCACAGCAAAUGGCUGCUCUGUCUGUGUCGCCGGGGUGGACCAUUUAAAGGAGUCGCCCUGAUGAAUAGAUUGGAGUGGAAGAUGUUGCCCCUGCCUGAAUUGUGAAAUCAGUGGGAAAUACCACUCGCCAUGCAGACAGCCUUUUGAGGGGUUUUUUGGCAGCCACGUGUCGGGCAGACCUUUUAUUUUUGCCUUUGAUCUUGCUUCCUUUUUUCACUUAACCUGCUUCCCUCACUGGCCCUGCCAUUGGAUACCGACUGCACUGCUGCCAGGUGCCAGCCGCCUUCCACGUCGAGCUGAGCCACUCUGCCCACCGUCUGGUGCUGAUCUGGCGCAGGUGGUGCCCGUGGUGGAGGAGGCAUGUUGCCACAGCGACCCUGCCGACUACGGAGCGUGUGUAGUGCCAUGAGGCCUCGGAUGGGAUUUGGCUCGGGUGCGGACCCAGCCUUGCUGCUGUGGGUGUUGGGCUUCGCUCUGCAGGCCCUGCUGGUGGCCGCACAGAAACUGGACGAGACGGACCCGGUGGUGACCACCGCCUACGGGCGGGUGCGGGGCUUCAAGAAGGAGCUCAACAACGAGAUCCUCGGCCCCGUCAUCCAGUUCUUGGGCGUGCCCUACGCCGCACCUCCCACGGGCGAGAGGCGCUUCCAGCCCCCUGAGCCCCCGAUCCCGUGGUCCGACAUCCGGAACGCCACCCAGUUUGGCCCCGUGUGCCCCCAGAACAUUCUGGAAGGCAGGCUCCCCGAUGUCAUGCUCCCUGUGUGGUUUACCAACAGCCUGGAGGUGGUCUCCUCCUACGUUCAGGAUCAGAGCGAGGACUGCCUGUUCUUGAACAUUUAUGUGCCCACGGAGGAUGUAAAAAGAAUAUCCAAGGAAUGUGCCAGGAAACCCGGCAAGAAAAUAUGUAGAAAAGGAGGUCCCCUUACAAAGAAACAGAGUGAUGAUUUAGGUGAUAAUGACGGUGCAGAGGACGAAGACAUUCGUGAAAGUGGCAGUCCCAAGCCAGUGAUGGUUUUCAUCCACGGAGGUUCUUAUAUGGAGGGCACAGGGAAUAUGUUUGACGGGAGCAUCUUGGCAAGCUAUGGCAAUGUCAUUGUCAUAACUGUGAACUAUCGGCUUGGAGUGCUAGGUUUUUUGAGCACAGGAGACCAAGCUGCAAAGGGAAAUUAUGGCCUUUUGGAUCUAAUCCAAGCCCUACGCUGGACCAGUGAAAACAUUGCUUUUUUUGGGGGUGACCCUUUGCGCAUUACUGUAUUUGGAUCAGGGGCUGGCGCUUCAUGCGUCAACCUCCUGACUCUAUCCCAUUAUUCUGAAGGUAACCGUUGGAGCAAUUCAACCAAAGGACUUUUUCAGAGAGCUAUAGCACAGAGCGGUUCAGCCUUGUCCAGCUGGGCGGUCAGCUUCCAGCCUGCUAAAUAUGCCCGUAUGCUGGCCAAGAAGGUGGGCUGCAACCUGAAGGACACUGUGGACUUGGUAGAGUGCUUGCAGAGGAAGCACUAUAAAGAGCUAGUGGACCAAGACAUUCAGCCUGCUCGCUACCACAUAGCAUUUGGACCUGUUAUCGAUGGGGACGUCAUUCCAGAUGAUCCACAGAUCCUUAUGGAGCAGGGUGAGUUCCUCAACUAUGACAUCAUGCUGGGGGUCAACCAAGGUGAAGGUCUGAAGUUUGUGGAGCUCAUCGUGGACAACGAGAAUGGUGUGCAGGCAAACGACUUUGACUAUGCCGUUUCCAGUUUCGUUGAUGACCUCUAUGGUUAUCCGGAGGGCAAGGACAUCCUGCGAGAGACAAUUAAGUUCAUGUACACAGACUGGGCAGACAGACACAACCCGGAAACGCGGAGAAAGACAUUACUUGCGUUGUUUACUGACCACCAGUGGGUGGCCCCAGCUGUGGCCACGGCGGAUCUCCACUCAAGUUUCGGGUCUCCCACUUACUUCUACGCCUUCUACCAUCACUGCCAGACAGAGCAGGUGCCGCCCUGGGCAGACGCAGCCCAUGGCGAUGAAAUCCCAUAUGUGUUCGGCCUGCCCAUGAUUGGACCAACUGAGCUCUUCCCAUGCAACUUCUCAAAGAAUGAUGUUAUGCUGAGCGCUGUGGUAAUGACGUAUUGGACAAACUUUGCUAAAACUGGAGACCCCAACCAGCCCGUUCCCCAAGACACCAAGUUCAUCCACACCAAACCCAAUCGCUUUGAGGAGGUGGCCUGGUCACGGUACAACCAGAAGGACCAGCUGUACCUUCACAUCGGCCUGAAGCCCCGGGUCAAGGAGCACUACCGUGCCAAUAAGGUCAACCUGUGGCUGGAGCUGGUUCCUCACCUACACAGCCUGAACGAGGUCACACAGAUUAUCUCCACGACCACCAAGGUCCCACCGCCAGAGGUCACUCCGCGAACACCAAAGAAGAUCCCUGUCAACACCAAGAGGCCGAACCCCACGCCGUUCCCCACCGAGAGCCAGGACAGCCAGCCCUUCCAGGUGGACCAGCGCGACUACUCCACGGAGCUGAGCGUGACGAUCGCGGUGGGCGCGUCGCUGCUCUUCCUCAACAUCCUGGCCUUCGCCGCGCUCUACUACAAGAAGGACAAGCGGCGGCACGACGUGCACCGACGCUGCAGCCCGCAGCGCAACACGGCCAAUGACCUGGCGCACACGCAGGAGGAGGAGAUCAUGUCGCUGCAGAUGAAGCACACAGACUUGGAUCACGAGUGUGACGCCAUGCAUCCGCACGAGGUGGUUCUGAGAACUGCCUGCCCGCCCGACUACACGCUAGCCAUGCGACGGUCGCCAGACGACAUACCACUCAUGACGCCAAACACCAUCACCAUGAUCCCCAACACCAUGCCAGGGCUCACUUCCCUCCACUCCUUCAACACCUUCUCAAGCGGACAGAACAACACGCUGCCUCACCCCCAUCCACACUCACACUCCACGACCAGGGUAUAGCCUGUGGGACCCUGCAAGCUAAACACACACAGACACAUGUACACACACACUAACACACACACAUACACACACACACAAAUACACACACAAAUACAGGAGCCAACACACUGAGUGAAGAAAGCAAGCUGUGGAAUAUUUCCACUCCUGUGAAUAUGACUCAUAGGAAUUAUAGGGAUUUUUCUGGGACAGAUAGUACCAUUUUAUAUUAAAAGGAAAGAAACUUUAAAGAGAAACGUGGAAGAAUAUUUCAGUUAAAAAAUGGAAAACAAAUAAAGAUAUUCAUAAUUUUUUUUUUUAAAGUACUCAGCAUUGUGACUAUGCCAGACUCCUUUUCUGGCAAGAGAUGUUACCCUCGGAUUACAAUUGAGCAAUCCAAGGAGGUGGAGGACAAAAGGAAGUGUGGGAGGCCCUUUGUAAAUGAAAGAAAAUAUUGUUUUCCUGAGGCAUCGCACUCUAGAUUACACUCUCAAGAGAAGAGAGGAGAUGCUGCUUACCCAAUUCAGGCAUGUGUAACCCUGCAGGAAACAGACGAGGCAUUGUAAGAUAUGGAAUAAGGACCAUAAAGGUGGGAAAAGGGAAAGAGCUCUUCAGGAAUAUGCACAAUGGAGACAUUCAUGGCAAUGUCUUGGAUACCUUUCAUCAAUUUAUUUUUGGGGAACAGAUUUAUUGUAUAGAACCUAUUUACAUAUCUAGAUAUGUACACAAAGCACCAAUGCUGUUUAAGCCCUCCUAGGGCAGCGAUACUCUAAAUCUGCCAGCGGAACUUACUGGGGGGAGUCAUAUUCUUUCUGGCAGAUGCAGCUUCAUCACACAAGUGCUGUCUAUACCAAGAACUGGCAGACAAAAGGGAACCUGGAUAUUUUUAGCACGAUGCGCAUGACAAUUUAUCUGCUUGGUGGCUGUUCUGCUGAUUAAGUCAUAAUUAAAAAAAAUAAUUUCCAUCCCCAUUGGAUUUGUUUUGAAGAAAUACUGUUCUGAUUGGCUCACAAACCCAC
This is a messenger RNA of Alosa sapidissima (American shad), 4357 nucleotides long. RefSeq names its product neuroligin 1 (gene nlgn1). Lineage: Eukaryota; Metazoa; Chordata; Actinopteri; Clupeiformes; Clupeidae. Gene Ontology annotation, biological process: neuron cell-cell adhesion; postsynaptic membrane assembly; presynaptic membrane assembly. Gene Ontology annotation, molecular function: signaling receptor activity; neurexin family protein binding. Bases 777 to 3362 code for a protein of 861 amino acids. The transcript has 8 exons. Gene Ontology annotation, cellular component: cell surface; synapse; postsynaptic specialization membrane. The record is from RefSeq and is a predicted model, not a curated record.